Molecule: messenger RNA, 2050 nt
Organism: Acanthopagrus latus (yellowfin seabream)
Lineage: Eukaryota; Metazoa; Chordata; Actinopteri; Spariformes; Sparidae
Product: A-agglutinin anchorage subunit-like
Exons: 16
Coding region: 8-1810 (600 amino acids)
Molecular function (GO): protein binding
Source: RefSeq, a predicted model, not a curated record
UCUGACAAUGCUGCUGCUCUGGGCUGCAGUCAUCGGUGUUUCCAGCUGUGAGAACGCAAUGGGCACCACGGCAGUAACUCCUGUCGUGCCUUCAACCAGCUCAGCCCUCAAACCUCCACACACCUCGCCUACCCUCGCCUCAAACUCCUCAAUUCAACCAUUCACUUCCACCAACGUGUCUGACAGCUCACCCUCACUCAGCACCACUUCACCCAGCACCUCAAACCUCACGCAAAACCAGACCUCACCUGCAAUCACCACGCCCACCACCACAGUGAACGCCUCCACCAAAGCCUCACCAGACACUCCACAGUGUUCUUACACUGUUACACCCAUCAAGUUUGGCCUCCAGAUUGACAUCACAAGCUCUCCCCCUGGUCACUACACCAUAAAGAUUAAUGAAGUGGGGCAACAAGAGACUGGAAAGAAAUUCAACGCUGACUUCGGUCAAACCUCAUCACAUGACAUCACACACCUGAAGCCCUGUACUGAAUAUGAGCAUUAUGUGAUGUUUAAUGAUGGCACUGAUGGACAAACACCCUGUAACAGCACUGAACAUAAAACAAGGACAUCUAGCAUGAGUCAAAGUGACAUUAAAGACGUCAGCAACACUUCACCAUGCGUCCCUGGAUCUGUUUGUUACUGGAGUGAAUGGGACAUCAGCUCCUCCAUGUCAACAUCAGAUCAUACUACAGCUCAGUCGUGCACAAGUGACAGUAAAAUAUUCUGCAUCAAACCUGCUUUCAAUGAUAUUUGCUCAGAUUUGACCACAACCUUCACUUCAGGAAACUGUUCUUCCUUCAACCUCACCAAAAACAUCCCUGUUGGUUUCUUAAAUCUAAGUGAUAUAAAUUCAACAGUUCAAUCUAAACUUCCUGCAGAGAUAGACACAACAUUACCUUCACAGUGUCAUCUCACCACUGAUUACACCUGUCAGGAAAAUGGACAAAUCAAGGAACUGUCUGAGCUGGAGCCCUUCACAGACUACAGCUGUAUCGGCCACAUUAAGGACAUGAACGACGACACCAUAAUAAACACAACUGAUAUCCCCGUCAGGAUUAACUGUGAUCUUCAAAUAAUCAACAUGGAGACAAGUGUAACCAGCACUUCCAUCCAUAUGAGCUGGACCACGACCAGUGCCAACUGUCAUGAAGUUCUUCCAACACUUCCAAAGCUUUCUUAUGACUGCAGCUGCUCACCUGCUCACAACAAACCUAAGUUGAUUGUUUUCAAAGAUCCACGAGGAGGAACAUCUGAUAUUAAAGGACUGGAACCAUGGACAGACUACAUCUGUAGAGUCCAACCCAAAUACAACAACAGCCUCGAGGGAACAUCAGCUGUAGUUAAACCGAAAACUGGUCCUGGAAUACCAGAUGCUGUUUCUUACCUGUCGCUGAAUCCAGAGUAUAAUGCAGCAUCCUGUGGUCAUACAGGACGUUUUAAUGGACCUGAGGGGAAAUUCAUUGCUCGUCUUUAUGUUAGUGAUGACCCUCCGAAGCUGUUUAAAAACGAAACAAAAGACCAAUGUUAUUUUCUAUUCAGUGAUCUACAGUAUUCUACCCCCUACAGAGUGGAGGUGACUGCUUUUAAUGGAGAAUAUGAGAGCAGCCCCGUCAUACGGGCUGAUGACACAAUCUACAUGAGAAACAAAAGUUUCUUUAUUGCUCGACUCAGCUUCAUCACCAUUGGCAUCAUCAUCAUGAUCACAUUUGCGGUCGACUACCCGUCCUCUGUUCUGAAGCGCAGAAAGUCCAGAGAUGAUGUGACUGUAGAUGUGAGGCUUCAAUCAACAGCAGUUUAUGAAGAAUGAAUGAAGAAUGAAUGAAUUAAUGAAGAGCCUCCUGGUUUGAGAUCAUGAAGAGGUUCGCUGAUGAAAACGGGCCUGAUGGAGCUGCCUGCCCUCCCAUCACUGAAUCUUUCUGCUAAAUGUUCAGUGUAUUAUAGGUUCUACUGCCAUUUUAUGCUUUUAAUAACAUUUCUGCUAUUGUGUUGUAGUUGUUAUUAACUAUUAUGUUUACCCAUUUUAAAAUUCUUCUAUUAAUAUCUAUCU